CCCCACCCUCACCUUACCCAUUUCCUCCGCAUAAAAAGAUACACCUCCCCAACUAACCCAUACCUCAUGGCAAUUCAAUCACAACCGUUGAAUACGCCCCAUCUCAUCUCCUUCCUAAUCCUUGCACUGAUCGGCGGGUCCCACGCAGCGGGCAUCGCCACAUACUGGGGCCAAAACGGGAACGAAGGCACCUUAUCAGCAGCCUGCCAGACCGGUUACUACGCCGUUAUAAACAUAGCUUUCCUCCACACAUUCGGCAACGGCCAGAGACCAUUACUCAAUCUAGCAGGCCACUGCGACCCAUCAUCGAACACCUGCGCUGGCCUGACCAACGACAUCAGGUCCUGCCAGAGCCGAGGCGUUAAAAUCCUUCUCUCCCUCGGAGGCGGAGCUGGGACCUACACACUAGCCACCUCCAACGAUGCCCGGGAAGUAGGCGAGUAUCUCUGGAACAACUUCCUCGGUGGUCAGUCACCGUCCCGUCCACUCGGCAACGCUGUCCUGGAUGGAAUUGAUUUCGACAUCGAAACCGGUGGGGCCCAGCACUGGGACGAGCUGGCUCGCUACCUCUCAGAGAAGAGCCAGCAAGGGAGAAAGGUCUACUUAUCAGCAGCCCCACAGUGUCCAUACCCCGACUCGCACCUCGGGCCUGCACUCGACACAGGCCUCUUCGACUACGUUUGGGUACAAUUCUAUAAUAAUCCACCAUGCCAAUACGCAGGUGGGAUCGAUAAUCUUGUGAAUUCUUGGAACCAGUGGACUUCGUCAGUGAAGGCAGGCCAGAUCUUCUUGGGUCUGCCUGCAGCGCCUGAGGCAGCUCCCAGCGGCGGGUUCAUCGCUGCAGCGAUAGUUACCGCUCAAGUGCUCCCAGCAAUCAAGGCCUCACCCAAGUAUGGCGGUGUCAUGUUGUGGUCUAGAUACUACGAUAAUCUCACUGGAUACAGCUCCUCCAUUAGAAGUGCUGUUUGAGCUUUGAAUGUCUGUUUCCCGGUUUCAAAAAUCAUACAAUUAAGGACUCUGCUGACUCAUCCGCACCGUUGGUAUAUGAUACAGUAAAUAAAUGAAAAUGGUUAAAGUUGCAGAUAUUAGUAGCUAUUGCAGAUUGAAGUUAUGUGAUUUCUCAAAAAAUGGUUUUUGAUAAAAGCCAUUUUUGUGCAAUACAAUUUGAGAGUGUUGAGUUGUUUGUGGA
Molecule: messenger RNA, 1189 nt
Organism: Magnolia sinica
Lineage: Eukaryota; Viridiplantae; Streptophyta; Magnoliopsida; Magnoliales; Magnoliaceae
Product: acidic endochitinase-like
Exons: 1
Coding region: 67-969 (300 amino acids)
Biological process (GO): carbohydrate metabolic process
Cellular component (GO): extracellular region
Molecular function (GO): chitinase activity
Source: RefSeq, a predicted model, not a curated record